This is a messenger RNA of Candidozyma haemuli, 852 nucleotides long. RefSeq names its product tyrosine protein phosphatase (gene YVH1). NCBI's taxonomy places the organism in Eukaryota, Fungi, Ascomycota, Pichiomycetes, Serinales, Metschnikowiaceae. Gene Ontology annotation, cellular component: nucleus. The coding region runs from base 1 to 852 and encodes 283 amino acids. The transcript is spliced from 2 exons. Gene Ontology annotation, biological process: protein dephosphorylation. Gene Ontology annotation, molecular function: protein tyrosine/serine/threonine phosphatase activity. The record is from RefSeq and is a predicted model, not a curated record.
AUGAUCCACCGAAUACUAGGAAACAUUUUUCUCCUGUCCAUAGAAGAUGUGGAUGGAUCUGUGGAUCUUCAGAAGGAGUACGGAAUCACUCACGUAGUUUCCGUGUUGGAAGGUUCCGUUCCACAGGUUCUCAAAGAGAAGUACCAGCAUCUCCAAAUAGAGGUCCAGGAUUUGGAAACCUCCAAUUUGCUCGAGCAUUUCAACACAACGAACGAGUUUAUUGACCUGGCUUUAGUCCAAAGUACGGAAGAAGGCGACCAAAAGAAACACCAUGGCGCCGUUCUCGUACAUUGUGCUCAGGGCGUCUCCAGAUCAGUAGCAGUGGUGAUGGCAUACUUGAUGUACAAGUAUAAGUUAAAAAUUCCACAAGCAUUACACGCCGUUAAAAGGCGAUCCGAGUCUGCUCAGCCUAACGAAGGCUUCAUGAAGCAGCUUGAGUUGUUCCAAGAAAUGGCAUACAGCGUCGAUAAGCUGUCUAGCGCAUACAGACAGUUUCUUGUUGAGCUGAGCUUACAAGACGAUCCUAGUGGACAAUCUCUUGCAUCAUCUGAGAUAUUCAGCAGCAAUGACAGUAAAGAAAGAGCACCCGGCUCGUACCAUCUCAGGUGUAAGCGAUGCAGAAAAGUGCUUGCAAACCAGGGCGACAUUGAGACUCAUGAGAUGCCAGGCACCGAAUCCAGACAAUCACAGUUUAUUAAGACCGCUCCAAAUUCUCGGAGAAUUGUUGCAGUGGCAGACGCAUCCAAGACUUGUUCCCAUUACUUCCUAGAUGAGCCAGUGGACUGGAUGCGUGCCGAAUUGGAGAAACAGGAUAUCGAGGGGAAUUGGUGGUUACAGUUGGAAGGGUUCUAG